Molecule: messenger RNA, 396 nt
Organism: Daphnia carinata
Lineage: Eukaryota; Metazoa; Arthropoda; Branchiopoda; Diplostraca; Daphniidae
Gene: Rpb12
Product: DNA-directed RNA polymerases I, II, and III subunit RPABC4-like
Exons: 5
Coding region: 23-283 (86 amino acids)
Biological process (GO): DNA-templated transcription
Cellular component (GO): RNA polymerase III complex; RNA polymerase I complex; RNA polymerase II, core complex
Molecular function (GO): zinc ion binding; DNA binding; DNA-directed RNA polymerase activity
Source: RefSeq, a predicted model, not a curated record
UGUUGCUGAGCAGCAUGCAUAGAUGGCGCUACUGGAUCUCCGGCUCCUCGAUGCUGAUUGGUCAAAGGCAGAAAGUACAAAGAAAAAGGAGGACUUGUACAAGAUGGACCCUCUAGGCAAAGAUCAAGAGCCACAAAAAAAACAACCCAUGGUUUAUAUAUGUGGAGAUUGUCAUGGGGAGAAUGAACUUAAACCAAGAGAUCCAAUUCGUUGCAGAGAAUGUGGCUAUCGUAUCAUGUAUAAGAAACGCACAAAGAGAUUGAUUGUUUUUGAUGCUCGAUAAAGCAUUCAUGGACAAUGUGGAGGUAAACUACGGUUUCUGGAAUUCAAAUUCUUCAUUUGCUGUCUGUAUCAGGUUGUAAAAUUUCAUCCCCAAGAAUAAAUUGAUGAAUCAUU